Drosophila hydei is the source of this 574-nucleotide messenger RNA. It is a transcript of the gene galla-2, whose product is annotated as MIP18 family protein galla-2. The record is from RefSeq and is a predicted model, not a curated record. Gene Ontology annotation, biological process: iron-sulfur cluster assembly. The transcript is spliced from 2 exons. Gene Ontology annotation, cellular component: cytosolic [4Fe-4S] assembly targeting complex. NCBI's taxonomy places the organism in Eukaryota, Metazoa, Arthropoda, Insecta, Diptera, Drosophilidae. The coding region runs from base 97 to 567 and encodes 156 amino acids.
UUUGCCGACGUGUACACAUUGCUCGCUAGCAUUGUGUAAAUUUGUAGUUGAAUAAACAAUAGUAGUUAAGUAAAUUAGCAGUGAAUAAUAGCAAUAAUGCCAACGGAAAUUGAGAAUAUAAAUCCAAGCGUCUAUGGCAAGAUUAAGGAGCGCCUGGUGACAGCCAACGAAGAGAACGAAAGCGUUGUCGACCCUUUUGACAAGCGUGAAAUCUUUGAUCUUAUACGAAACAUCAAUGAUCCAGAGCAUCCGCUAACGCUGGAAGAGCUCCACGUUGUACAAGAGGAGCUCAUAAGCAUCAGCGACAAACAGAAUUCAGUGCACAUCAACUUUACGCCCACUAUUCCGCAUUGUUCGAUGGCCACGUUAAUUGGCCUCUCCAUACGAGUGAAGCUUUUGAGAUCUCUGCCUCCACGCUUCAAAGUUACCGUCGAGAUAACGCCGGGCACGCAUGCCUCCGAGUUCGCUGUGAACAAGCAGCUAGCAGAUAAGGAACGGGUAGCUGCGGCACUGGAGAACAAACAUCUGGCCGAAGUCAUUAAUCAAUGUAUUUCGGCCAAGGGGUAACCCAUUU